Phascolarctos cinereus (koala) is the source of this 6676-nucleotide messenger RNA. RefSeq names its product anoctamin 5 (gene ANO5). Gene Ontology annotation, biological process: chloride transmembrane transport. The record is from RefSeq and is a predicted model, not a curated record. Gene Ontology annotation, cellular component: plasma membrane. Gene Ontology annotation, molecular function: chloride channel activity; protein dimerization activity. Lineage: Eukaryota; Metazoa; Chordata; Mammalia; Diprotodontia; Phascolarctidae.
CCUCGGUGGAGCCUGGGUGGGGAUGGGGGAGGGCAGGAGGGAGGGGAUCCCCGGAGCCGAAUAAAGGCGGAGGAGGGAGGAGAGGAAGGGAGGGAGGAGGCGGUGCCCUCCUCCAGCUCUGAUUCCCCAGCUGGUCUCGGCUCUUUUCCGAAACUUUCCCGUGCGUCCGCUGGGCCGCCGCUCCAGCCGCCGGGCGGGCCCCGAGGCGGCCGCUGCGGAGCCAUGAACCGGCUAGCCAAGCGCGGGAGCGAGACGCUCAUCGAGAUGGUGGCUACGGACGAUGAUAUUGCUGUUCUCACCAAGUUCAAGUCCACAAAUCCAGAAGGAGAAGAAUCCAAUGGACCUCUGUACAAAACGAAUUCCACUGCAGGAUCCGAACUCCCAGGCAGCUCCGAGGGUCUAAGCAGCACUGAGACUACCUUGCUCAUCUCUGAUCAUCAAGGGUUUGACAAGCGCCAGCAAAGCAAGGAUUCUAUUUUCUUCUGUGAUGGGGUACGGCGAAUUGAUUAUGUACUUUCCUAUGUUGAUGAUCCAAAGCAGGACGGUGACAAAAAAACAGAAAGAAGAAAGGAAUUUGAAAAUAACCUCUUAAAAUCUGGCCUGGAAUUAGAAACAGAAGACAAAAAGGACUCUGAGGAUGGCCGAACUUACUUCGUCAAGAUCCAUGCCCCUUGGGAGGUGCUGACCACAUAUGCAGAGGUGCUGAACAUAAAGAUGCCUAUUCGGGAGAAUGACAUUCCCUCAGCCAUGGAGAAUCCCUUUGAGUGUAUGUUUGGGCCCUUCCGGCUCCCAAAAGAAGUGAUGAACCCUGAGCCAGACUACUUCACAGCCCCAUUCAGCAAACAGAGGCAGGAGCUCUUCUUCAUUGAAGAUGAGAACACCUUUUUCUCGCCAUCAGUGAGAAAUAGAAUUGUUUACUAUAUUCUCUCACGGUGCCCUUACGGUACAGAAGAAGGAAAGAAAAAAUUUGGCAUUAAGAGACUGCUAUCAAAUGGUACCUAUACAGCUGCUUACCCACUCCAUGAUGGCCAAUAUUGGAAGAAAUCGAAGGAUCAGAACUGUGGCAAUGAGCGGUAUACCCUCUAUACCCAAUGGGCUCGCUUCUUGAGGUUUUAUAAGGAGCAGCCUUUAGAUCUGAUCAGGAGAUAUUAUGGAGAGAGAAUUGGUAUCUAUUUUGCCUGGCUGGGAUUCUAUACCGAGAUGUUGUUCUUUGCAGCAGUUGUCGGCCUGAUCUGUUUUAUCUAUGGUUUGAUAACAAUGACUGGCAACAUGAGCAGCAUAGAAAUCUGUGACGAGUCCAUUGGAGGAGAGAUCAUCAUGUGUCCUCUCUGUGAUAAGAACUGUGAAUAUUGGAAAUUGAAUUCCACGUGUGAGUCUUCAAGGUAUUCGCACUUGUUUGAUAACGUGGCCACCUUAUUUUUUGCAAUAUUCAUGGGAAUUUGGGUUACCUUGUUCCUGGAGCUGUGGAAACGGCGCCAGGCCCGGCUGGAGUAUGAGUGGGACUUGGUGGACUUUGAGGAAGAGCAGCAACAGCUCCAGCUGAGACCUGAAUAUGAAGCCAAGUGUACUCAGAAGAAAAAGAACCCUGUGACUCAGGAGAUGGAGCCUUACUUGCCCCUAACUAGUCAGGCGCUGCGGUUCUGUUUCUCAGGAGCUACCGUGUUGUUCUGGAUCUCUCUGAUCAUAGCCAGUAUGAUAGCAGUGAUUGUGUACCGCCUGUCUGUCUACGCGGCAUUUGCAAGCUUGAUGGAAGACACAGAAACCCUCCAGCCCAUCAGCAGCCUGCUCACGCCCCAGCUGGCCACAUCGGUCACUGCAUCCUGUUUGAACUUUGUCAUCAUCAUGAUCCUGAAUUUCUUGUACGAGAGGAUAGCCAUCUGGAUCACGGAUAUGGAAAUUCCUCGAACCCACCUGGAGUAUGAGAACAGGCUGACGAUGAAAAUGUUCCUGUUUCAAUUUGUCAACUAUUAUUCGUCAUGUUUUUAUGUGGCAUUCUUUAAAGGGAAGUUUGUGGGCUACCCAGGAGCCUACACAUACAUGUUCAACAAAUGGAGGAAUGAAGAGUGUGAUCCAGCAGGCUGCCUCAUCGAGCUGACAACACAGCUCACCAUCAUCAUGGCUGGAAAGCAGAUCUGGGGCAACAUCCAGGAAGCCAUUCUACCUUGGGUUUGGAACUGGUGGAGACGCCGAAGAGCAAGGACCAACUCUGAGAAACUGUACAGCCGAUGGGAACAGGACCACGCCCUUCAGUCUUUUGGGGCCUUGGGGCUGUUCUACGAGUACUUAGAAAUGGUUAUCCAGUUUGGCUUCAUCACACUGUUUGUGGCCUCCUUUCCUUUGGCUCCUCUUCUUGCCCUUAUGAACAACAUUUUGGAAAUCCGCGUUGACUCUUGGAAGCUGACUACCCAGUACAGGAGACCUGUGGCUGCCAAGGCCCACAGCAUAGGAGUGUGGCAAGAAAUUCUCAAUGGCAUGGCUGUUCUGUCUGUUGUUACUAAUGCCUUUAUCGUCGCCUUCACAUCGGACAUGAUUCCCCGGCUAGUUUACUACUAUGCCUACUCAACUGACCACAAUUCCCCCAUGUCUGGAUACAUUAACAACAGCCUUUCCGUGUUCAAGAUCUCUGAUUUUCCAGUAGAACCUGGGGCGAGCCUGGGUACAUUCACCACUUGCAGGUAUAGAGAUUACCGCUAUCCCCCUGACCAUGAAAAGAAGUAUUUACACACUAUGCAGUUCUGGCACAUCCUUGCUGCCAAGAUGGCCUUCAUCAUUAUUAUGGAACACAUUGUUUUUAUUGUCAAAUUCUUUGUGGCCUGGAUGAUCCCUGACGUCCCCUCAGAAGUGAAAGCCCGAAUCAAACGAGAGAAGUUCCUGACCAUCCAAAUCCUCCAUGAGUAUGAGCUCAACAAACUCAAGGAGAAUCUGUGCAAUAGGACAGAUUAUCAAGUGGAGAAGGAAGUUAUCGCCACAGAAGGGAAAAGGGAGCUGGCCCAGGUGAUGGCAUAGCCAAGGAACCCAACUGUCGCCUGGUGGCCUGACUUGCUUCAAUUCUCUGGGAUGUGGCUCUGGGCCAGGAACCAGAUGUGCAUUUGGGUCCUUCAUUUUUUUUACCCAAAGAUUUUGAACUCUUAUAGAAGUCACUGGUCCCAAGCUUUGCCAUAUUGGAAACCCGUUGUAACUCCACGGUGCCAGCUCUCAUCACAUGCUAUUUUAUGGAUUUCUGUUUAUAACUGUUAAAGUGUGUGUCCAGAAUCCAGUUAUUAGAAGAUCAUGGAGCAGCAACAGCUGCUUAAGUCAGAAUUGUCAUGGUAAGGCAACAUUUCACCCUCCAGAACAUCGCCAUGUUAUCAAAAACUUCCGUCCUCUAGAACAUUUUGUACACCUUGGUCUUCCUAUUGAGUGAUUGUAAGACAAAAAAUAAAAAGGAAAGGACUGUGUCUAACAAAGCAUUCACAUCUUGCCAUUUACCCAAAGAACUAAAAUCAUUUGAUUUAAAAGAAACACACACACACACACACACACACACACACACACAUUGCAAAAAUUAAGAAGACUAAAUCAGGUAAAACAUGAUUUUUUUGGGGGCCCAGUGCUUAAAUUUAAUGAAUUAAAUGUCCACUAAAAUCCAGGAAGGCUGGCCUUCCAGGAAAUUUCAGAAUUGUUUUUCCCAAAGACAGACUUUUUAGCAUUACAAAGAACUAACCCACCCCAGUUCUUGAAUGCUGUUGUCUCUAACCUGGGAAUCAGGCAUGCUUUGGUGUGUUGAAUUUCUGUGAGUCUUCACAAGUAUAAAAUGGGUUGUAUAGAAGCUAAUGUCUUAUCUUAAUAUUUAAAGAAAUCAAGACAAUGUAUAUUAAUGUAUCUGCUCUCUUUAAAGUUAUGAAGUUGGUAGAAUUAUUCUUACUGAAGCCUUGCCUUCCAGAAUGCUUCUCUCGCCUCAUGGAGCCAUUUUUGCAUACUGUCAGACGGUAGCAUUAGCCAUGUGUAUCAGUUGGCCAUAAGCUGUUUAUGAGAUGUAUACUUGUGAAACAACUUCAAGCCUUUGAAAAAUGAUUUCACAACGUUUUCUAUGGCUGUAACAGCCUGUACUGUGCUCAGUGCCUUUUUUUCUAUGUAUUUCAUACAUAUGAAAUGAAAGUGUUGGUCCUUGAGUAAAUACCCUGUAUUCUAUUUCAAACACAAGCCUACAGAACUUGAGAAGUGAUCAACCUAACAGUGAAUGUCCUGUGCUGUCUGUGGAGGUGGAGUGACUUGUUAACUGAAUCAGUAAUAUACUUCUUGUAUAUUCUUCCCAAAAUUAAGUGUAAGGUACACCUUAUUCAUGUUAGUAGGUGUCCUUGAGCCUAAAUCUCACGCACACACAUACACACACACACACAUAUAUAUAUAUAUAUAUAUACACACACACACACACACACAUAUGUGUAUACGUGCCUAAAUAUACACACUGUGUGCACAUAAUUUACACACAUUUAAAAUAGAGGAACCGUUCAGUUUGGUACUAGUUGAAUCCUUAGUUCCUAGCUUGUGCUCAGUUCCAAAUGAAUGACCUUUUUCUGUCCUGGGACAUCAUCAAAAUUUUUGGCCAGAAAAACUCUGACAGAAUUUCUUGGAUUUUCCAAGUUAAUUACUUACCUCCUCCAGCACACAACGUACUUUUGCUGCCAUCCAAGAAGUGGCAAAUGGCCAUGGGCUAAUUCCCCAAUAACUGAUGCUUUGGAGUUUUCAUAUCACAAGUCAGGGUCUCAUAAAUCCCAAGACAGCCCCUCCCGCACACCCUUUCCACGGUGCUCCCGCCAUCAUCCCUACUUGUCAAUCACCAAUUAAGAUCGUGCCAUCAGUUGGGCUGACUGUUAAAUUUUUUGUAUAAAUCUAAAUGAGCUACUGUUCUUUGUAGAUCUAACAUGCAGGCUUAUUGAGCCGCUUGAGAACCAACCUGGUAUUAAGUGCAAUAAGCCACCAAUGGGUUUCCUUUAUGCCAACUUGUAUGCUGCUAAUGUAUUGUACGUGAUUCAUUCACCAUGUUGUUUUUUCUCGCUUGUAUAUCAUUUUGAGUUUAUUCUGCUUAAAUGGUUUCCGACUCAGCUUCAUGAAGCAAAGCAAAUCCCAUGAAAGUGCCACCUUUGCAAUGUGAAUUGGAAAGCAAAGACAGAUUCUUGUUUAGGUAAGCUGUGCAUGAAGUGACCACAGAUCAGAGAAAACAUUUUAAAAAAAUACCCCAAAAUGAGGCACUUAUAGUGCCAGGUGGACUUUUCAUUUUGAAAGAGAGAUUUUGGAGAAUUUUGGAGAUUUUGGAGAAUACAGGGUGCCCCAAAAUAUAUGCUGAGACUUUUGUCCCUUUAAAGGGACACCUUAUACUUUGUACUUAUGGUUAAUUCUUCUUUCUAGAGGGAUCUCCUUAUUCUAGGGGUUGCAAAAGAAACUCUGAAGCUUGCCUCAGGUUAAUAAAUUCUACCCCAGACUAAAUUUUUCUUUUGAGAGAGUCUAUUUAGCAAGCAGUAUAUGAUGGUUGACUUCUGAUGGAGGCCUUCAACAUUUGGUUGGAUUAUCCUUAGUUAUCAAUGAAGCUGAUGGCUGUAUUUUCACUAGUAGUCCAGGUAUUGUUACAUGCUGACCCCCGCUUGAUAUUUUGCAAGAGUCAAAACAGGUAUGUGACUGCAUUCACACACUCCUUUCUAAUCACCCUUGUCCCCCACCAUUACUUUUUUUUUUUAUUUUCACAAAAAUAUAGACCACAAAACACUAACAUCAUGACAUCACCCAGAAGGGAGAGUCUGGAUUGUGUGAAAUUCCUUUUCCUGCUUCCAUGGCUCCCCUGCUUAGCAUACAUUAUCACGUUCAAUCAAGGUGUUACAAGAAUAGCAUGUACUGUAUUUGUGUAUUGAUGGGAUGAGUUCCUUCUUAUUAAGUUGACUCAAACGUCAAAGGGCUUUUCAACUUUAGGGUCUAAGCAGGGAUAUAAUUUUCCUGGCUUUUAAGACUGUAAAUAAAUACAUAGCAAAAAGUGUCCUUUAAUUCAAGGGGGAAAUGAUCCUGUAGGGCUUCACUGCAGCGUUUGGCCUAGCUACCACACUUGGCCUCCCUCAACGGCCUCAAGAGAAAAAAAUGUGCUGAUUGAAUAAGAUUAUUGAUGGCUGGACACUCUUAGUUUAAGAAAAAAGAAACACUGAUGGGGGAGGUUUUAGUUUUUAUUGAACAGACACAAAGUGUCUGCUAUUGAAGAAGAUGGAAUGUUAGGAACUAGCUAUGGAAUCAUGAAGGAAGUAUCCUACCAUGCAACACUAUAUCCUUUUCAUAGCCAUUUUCUUUUGUUUGUUUACUGCUCUUUUGCCAUUGUACAUGACCAUUCGAAAUGUUUUGGCUUUUUCCAAUCAAAGAAAUAAGUCAUCUGGGCAGGGAAGGAGGGGAUUAUGGGAAAGGAGAGACUAUCCUAUCUGUUGCAGUCAUGCACUUCCCUGCCUGGAUUCCAGAACGUAAUGUUGUUGUUGUUGUUGAUUGUGAGUAGUUGGUGGGUCAUUUUGCUAUUCUGUGGUACCUUGAUGAUGAGUCUGCCUCAUUGCACCCCACCUCCCUGUUUUAUUUUUUAUGUAAAUGUUGCUUUCAGUCAAUCUGUAAGGAAAUUUCAGGAGAUGUGAAUUCAGUGGGUAAAUAAAGCAACAUUUAAUUUUUUUUUAAA